Molecule: messenger RNA, 3204 nt
Organism: Nestor notabilis (Kea)
Lineage: Eukaryota; Metazoa; Chordata; Aves; Psittaciformes; Psittacidae
Gene: GLG1
Product: golgi glycoprotein 1
Exons: 25
Cellular component (GO): Golgi membrane
Molecular function (GO): fibroblast growth factor binding
Source: RefSeq, a predicted model, not a curated record
UCAGAUAAUGAAAUCUCUUCAGACUGCAAUCACCUCUUGUGGAACUACAAGCUGAACCUCACUACAGAUCCGAAGUUUGAAUCUGUGGCCAGGGAAGUCUGCAAGUCCACUAUUGCAGAGAUCAAGGAGUGUGCAGAUGAGCCUGUUGGCAAAGGCUUCUUGGUGUCCUGUUUGGUGGAUCACAGAGGCAACAUCACUGAGUAUCAGUGCCAUCAGUACAUCACCAAAAUGACAGCCAUUAUCUUCAGCGAUUAUCGGUUGAUCUGUGGCUUUAUGGAUGACUGCAAGGCUGACAUUAAUCUCCUGAAAUGUGGCAGCAUUCGACCUGGAGAAAAGGAUGCCCACUCACAAGGAGAGGUGGUGGCAUGCCUGGAAAAAGGCCUGGUGAAAGAGGCAGAGGAGACUGAUCCUCGAAUUCAGGUGUCUGAGCAGUGUAAGAAGGCAAUUCUUCGUGUAGCUGAGCUCUCUUCGGAUGACUUCCAUUUGGAUCGACAUCUCUACUUCGCAUGCCGAGAUGAUAGAGAACGAUUUUGUGAAAAUACUCAGGCUGGGGAAGGCAGAGUCUACAAGUGCCUCUUUAAUCACAAGUUUGAAGAAUCGAUGAGUGAAAAGUGUCGUGAUGCGCUGACGACCCGCCAGAAGCUGAUUGCCCAAGACUACAAAGUCAGUUACUCGCUGGCAAAGUCCUGUAAAAGUGAUCUGAAGAAGUACCGCUGUAACGUGGAGAACCUGCCCCGGUCUCGGGAAGCCAGGCUUUCCUACCUGUUGAUGUGCUUGGAGUCUGCAGUGCACAGAGGUCGACAAGUGAGCAGCGAGUGCCAGGGUGAAAUGUUGGACUACCGGCGCAUGCUAAUGGAAGACUUCUCACUGAGCCCCGAAAUCAUCCUGAGCUGCCGAGGGGAGAUUGAGCACCACUGCUCUGGUCUGCACCGAAAGGGGCGCACCUUGCAUUGCCUCAUGAAAGUAGUGCGGGGCGAAAAGGGAAACGUUGGCAUGAAUUGUCAGCAGGCGCUUCAAACACUGAUUCAAGAAACCGACCCUGGCGCAGAUUACCGCAUUGACCGAGCGCUGAAUGAGGCCUGCGAGUCAGUGAUCCAGACUGCCUGCAAGCACAUACGGUCUGGAGACCCAAUGAUUCUGUCUUGCCUGAUGGAGCACUUGUAUACUGAGAAGAUGGUAGAGGACUGUGAGCAUAGGCUCCUGGAGCUCCAGUAUUUCAUAUCUCGAGAUUGGAAAUUGGAUACAGUCCUUUACCGCAAGUGUCAGGGAGAUGCCUCCCGUCUCUGCCAUACUCACGGCUGGAAUGAGACUAGUGAGCUGAUGCCUCCAGGGGCUGUUUUCUCCUGCUUGUACAGGCAUGCAUACCGGACAGAGGAGCAGGGAAGGAGGCUAUCACGAGAGUGCAGAGCAGAGGUCCAGAGAAUCCUCCAUCAGCGUGCCAUGGAUGUGAAGCUUGACCCAACACUCCAGGACAAGUGCAUGAUUGACUUGGGGAAAUGGUGCAGUGAAAAAACUGAGACAGGGCAGGAGCUAGAAUGCCUUCAGGACCACCUUGAUGACUUGGUGUCUGAUUGCAGAGACACAGUGGGAAACCUCACUGAGCUGGAGUCUGAGGACAUUCAAAUCGAAGCCUUGCUGAUGAGAGCGUGUGAGCCCAUUAUCCAGACGUUCUGUCAUGAGGUUGCAGAUAACCAGAUUGAUUCUGGGGACCUGAUGGAGUGUCUGAUCCAGAACAAACAUCAGAAGGAAAUGAAUGAAAAAUGUGCAAUUGGAGUUACUCAUUUCCAGCUGGUUCAAAUGAAAGAUUUUAGGUUCUCAUACAAGUUUAAAAUGGCUUGCAAGGAAGACGUACUGAAACUUUGUCCCAACAUCAAAAAAAAGGUGGAUGUUGUGAUCUGUCUGAGCACAACUGUGCGCAAUGAUACUUUGCAGGAUGCCAAGGAACACAGGGUGUCUUUGAAGUGCCGCAAACAGCUGCGUGUUGAGGAGCUAGAGAUGACUGAGGAUAUCAGACUUGAACCAGAACUGUAUGAGGCUUGUAAAAGUGACAUCAAGAAUUACUGCCAAAACGUGCCCUAUGGCAAUGCUCAGAUUAUUGAAUGCCUGAAAGAAAUCAAAAAGCAGUUGAGUACCCGGUGCCACCAGAAGGUGUUUAAACUGCAGGAGACAGAGAUGAUGGAUCCAGAACUGGACUACACACUCAUGAGAGUCUGCAAGCAAAUGAUUAAGCGGUUUUGUCCAGAGGCAGACUCAAAAAAUAUGUUGCAGUGUUUGAAACAAAACAAGAACAGUGAAGUGAUGGAUCCUAAAUGCAAGCAAAUGAUUACCAAGCGCCAGAUAACACAGAAUACAGAUUACCGCUUAAAUCCAGUGCUCAGGAAGGCAUGCAAAGCAGACAUCCCAAAAUUUUGCCAGAAUAUCCUGAAUAGAGCCAAGGAUGAUACUGAGUUGGAAGGGCAAGUCAUCUCAUGCCUGAAGUUGAAAUAUGCGGACCAGCGUCUCUCUCAAGACUGCGAGGACCAAAUUCAAGUGAUAAUCCAGGAAUCAGCUCUUGAUUAUCGGCUGGAUCCCCAACUCCAGAUGCACUGCUCUGACGAGAUUUCCAGUUUGUGCGCGGAAGAAGCAGCGGCUCAGGAGCAGACUGGGCAGGUGGAAGAAUGCCUGAAAGUGAAUCUGCUGAAAAUAAAAACUGAAAUGUGCAAGAAGGAAGUGCUCAAUAUGCUGAAGGAAAGCAAAGCAGAUAUAUUUGUUGACCCAGUGCUCCACACAGCCUGUGCCCUGGAUAUCAAGCACCACUGUGCUGCCAUUCCACCAGGGAGAGGACGCCAAAUGUCAUGCUUAAUGGAAGCUCUGGAAGAUAAACGUGUGAGGUUGCAGCCUGAAUGCAAGAAACGCCUUAAUGAUCGUAUUGAAAUGUGGAGCUAUGCUGCAAAGGUUGCCCCAGCAGAAGGCUUUUCUGAUCUUGCCAUGCAAGUUAUGACCUCUCCAUCCAAGAAUUACAUACUGUCUGUGAUCACAGUUGGCAUCUGUGUACUCUUCCUCGUCGGCCUGAUGUGUGGACGCAUCACCAAGCGGGUAACAAGAGAGCUCAAGGAUAGGUAGAGCCUGGAUUGCCUGCUGAAGAAAUGCCUGCCCAGUGCCCAGUUUUGUACAGCCCUCCUCUGUAUAGUCAACCAACCCCCUCUUGUGAGAGGAGAAUAAAAA